AUGUAAAAACCGAUAUAACGAAGACAGGAAAUACCGCAAUUUGCCCCCUCCGCGCCGGAGACCGGCGGAAUCCCCAUUAAACGUAUAAAACACUCCGCACUGCCGGUCCGGUCAGUUCACUGUAGACUUCCAACAUGGCUUUGACCUCAUCUGUCGCGUGUCUCCUGGUACUCGCCCUCGCCUCCGCCUCGCCGGUGGAGGAGUCCCGGCAUCAGAGGGAGCUCAGGGAACAUUACCAACAUCUGUCCUACAUAGCAGACUACUCCUGCCAUCAUCCCCAAGCUAGGUCUGUGCCCGUGCAUGAGCUGAUGUCUCCGUACCAGACCCGAGGAAAAGCUUACUUCCCUGAGUACACGGUUCUGCACCGGUGCGAUGUAUUUGCUGGUUGCUGCGAGGGACCCAAGAAGUGUGGUCCUCUCCAUGCUGAGAGCCUACAUCUUCCCUUCAAGGUCACCUACCUGGAGGACAUGGGUGAACACCACAAGGGCGAAUGGGAGAUGGAGUACGUCUCAUUCGACAACCAUACGGUCUGCGGGUGCUUAGACCAUCAGGGACUGUACAAACCAGAAGUAAACUACCCUCCAGCAGACAAGGACCACCGUAAGAAAGGUCCCCAUAGGGAAGAGCACCAUGGGGAGGAUCACCAUGGAAACCACCAUGAGGAGGACCACGAACACGGAGACCACCAUGAGGAAGACCACGACCACAAAGGACCCAAGCCUAGUAUCGACCAGAGGGUCAAAGUGAAAGGCUCGUACGACGAGGACCGGGAACAUCAGUAUUCUUCAGGGGACAAGGAUGACAAAACCUACAGCAGCAGACCAUCGAAAAGGCCGGAUUCCAACAAGAAAAUCGACACAUUGUACAUUACUAUCUAAGUAUUUUAGUGUUUAGGUCAAUAAAUUAUUUGUUUAAGAUA
Macrosteles quadrilineatus (aster leafhopper) is the source of this 919-nucleotide messenger RNA. RefSeq names its product histidine-rich glycoprotein-like. The coding region runs from base 135 to 878 and encodes 247 amino acids. NCBI's taxonomy places the organism in Eukaryota, Metazoa, Arthropoda, Insecta, Hemiptera, Cicadellidae. The transcript has 3 exons. The record is from RefSeq and is a predicted model, not a curated record. Gene Ontology annotation, biological process: hemocyte migration.